Molecule: messenger RNA, 3673 nt
Organism: Strigops habroptila (Kakapo)
Lineage: Eukaryota; Metazoa; Chordata; Aves; Psittaciformes; Psittacidae
Gene: FAM76B
Product: family with sequence similarity 76 member B
Exons: 10
Coding region: 209-1243 (344 amino acids)
Source: RefSeq, a predicted model, not a curated record
CCGGGGCGGAGGGAAGGGCGGGGGGCGCGGGGUGACGCCGCUGCCGACACAAGGGGGCCGCGGCGCGGGCUCGGCGCGGGGCCUAGGGCGGCGGCGGCGGCGGGAGGGGACGGGCGGCGGCGGCGGCGCCUCCCCGGCGGUCGCUCCCGGCCCUCGCCCCGGCACCUCCCUCGUCCCCUCCCUCGGCCCGCCCGUGUCCGCCCCGCGGAUGGCGGCGGCGGCGGCAGCGGCCGCCCCGGCUCUUUAUGCCUGCACCAAGUGCAACCAGCGGUACCCGUUCGAGGAGCUCUCGCAGGGACAGCAGCUCUGCAAGGAGUGCCGGAUCGCCCACCCCAUCGUGAAAUGCACUUACUGCCGGUCCGAGUUCCAGCAGGAGAGCAAAACUAACACGAUAUGCAAGAAGUGUGCCCAGAACGUGAAGCAGUUUGGAACGCCCAAGCCUUGUCAGUAUUGCAAUAUUAUUGCAGCAUUUAUCGGCACAAAAUGUCAGCGUUGCACCAACUCAGAGAAGAAGUAUGGCCCACCUCAGACCUGUGAACAGUGCAAACAGCAGUGUGCUUUUGACCGAAAAGAGGAGGGAAGAAGGAAGGUUGAUGGAAAGUUGUUGUGUUGGCUCUGCACGCUGUCCUACAAGAGAGUGCUACAGAAGACAAAAGAACAGAGGAAGAGCCUAGGAUCUUCACAUUCCAACUCCUCAUCCUCAUCUCUUACUGAGAAAGACCAGCAUCAUUCAAAACACCACCACCAUCACCACCACCAUCAUCGUCACAGCAGCAGUCAUCACAAAAUCAGCAGCCUGAGUCCAGAACAAGAUCAGGGACUAUGGAAACAGAGCCAUAAAUCCUCUGCAGCUAUUCAGAAUGAAACUCCAAAGAAAAAACCCAAACUGGAAUCCAAGCCAUCAAAUGGAGAUAGUAGCUCUAUAAAUCAGUCAGCAGACAGUGGAGGAACUGACAACUUUGUCCUCAUAAGUCAGCUGAAAGAAGAAGUAAUGUCACUUAAACGUCUUCUGCAGCAAAGAGAUCAGACUAUUUUAGAAAAAGAUAAAAAGUUGACAGAACUGAAGGCAGACUUCCAGUACCAGGAGUCUAACUUGAGGACAAAGAUGAACAGCAUGGAGAAAGCUCACAAGGAAACUGUGGAACAGUUGCAGGCCAAAAACAGAGAACUGCUCAAACAGGUUGCAGCAUUGUCAAAGGGUAAAAAGUUUGAUAAAAGCGGGAGUAUACUGACGUCUCCGUGAGGAACUGGUUAUUUGUGGGGUUUGCUACUCAAUGUACCUUUGAGUUAUUCUGUGAAGCCCUUAAAAUCCUGUGUAGUGGAAAAAAAUAUUUUUGCACACCAGAUUAGUUGGCAUGUUUCCUACAUGUUUUUAUAAUUAAUAUGCAGCUUUUUUUAGUUACUGUUCAGAUGAAAUACUUCAACUGGCUUGAAGAAUGUUUUUAUUUUUUUGAUAUUGGAAACUUUUUGCCAGCAAUAGUAUUAAACGAUUGCAUAGAGAACAUAGCCGUGCUCUCUCUAAAAGGACAACAUGCAAUAACAAGCUAGGUGUACUUUUUACAAAGCAGCAACUUUUAAACUCCACUGAUGUCAGCCAAAAGUUUAUGAAUCUGCAGUGACACUGAACACUGGUUUCUGGCAACUGUUCUUUUACUUUGUAUCAAAAUACAAAUCUAGAGUGGAAAUCAUGGUGCUCUCAAGUGAAACUAAAAGAAAAAAAGGCAUAUAUGUAAGUGUAAAUACAACUGUAACGGUUAUAUUCUUUAGUUAUAACACGUAAUUAGUGUUUUACAUUCUUGUGAUUGGGAUUUACUGAAAGAUUAUCUAUUGUACAGUAACAGAGGCAGUGUGGUUUUUGUAAGAUUUACUGUAGAUUUUUCUUGCAAGUGCCUUUCUCCAACUGUUUAUUUAUAGGAAUGUUGGUAUUUUGUACAUAAGGUUUUUAUGUUUUAAAAUCAUGUUUAAUAAAUGUUUUAUGUAAAUAUAAAUGUGUGUACAGAAGAAUCCGAAACAAAGAUCAAAGUGGCUAGUGCAGUGCUUGAAGCAGUGAUAAGAGCUAGCUAAUUGAUGGACAGUGAGUAUUGGCUUUAGAUAACCUUUGUAGCUUGUGUCUGUGAGGUGUAGAAUUUUGUUAGUGCUGCUCAUGCCAAACACUUCCUGAACAAAAAACAAACUGGUUUUUGCCACACUGGAGUUUAGUGAAUUGUUGAUAUUUUUUUCCCAUUUGGCACAGCACUAAUUUUAAUUCCAUAGCAGACAUUGUAAUCCCAAUGUUGUAUCCUUAAUUAGUGAUACACACCCAAAGUCUUACAAAAAUUUAUCCCCAUUGUCCGAUUUAAUGUACUUGGUUGUAACUUAUGGUGAUUCUUCUUAAUGAAUUGCGAGAUUCUCAUCCACCCAAUAAAGAUACACAAUGAGAAAAGAGUAGCCAAAACUAAUGGCCUUGAAAUUAAGGGAGUGGAUGUGGUGUCAAAGGGUGGGUUGUUUUAAUGUUGUGGGUAGAUUUUGAUUCUAAAUUACAUCAGUUUAAGUUUAGCUCUGCUCCUAAGGGACAUUAGUCAUAUUCAGAAAUCUCUAUUAAACAUACUUUAGUAUACCCCAAGGUCUCAACUCAGGAAGGUGAGUUAUGGAUCAGCAUGAAGUAAGUGAAGUAGACAUCUGUAAGUAAAGAUUUAGUUCAGCUCUGGGUACUGACUGGUAACAGGGUAACUGCUGAUAUUUCAGUAAGCUUAACUGUGUAGAAUAAAGUACACACCUUUUAAUUAAAGAACCAAAAUCUAAUGUUCCUUGGCUGUCUGCCCUUGUACUGAACUGUGAACACUUUUUCAGUAGUUCAGACAAGUACCAGCAGUGACAGACUACUGAAUGAUUUGAAAAGAAUCUUGUUUCAUACGGUAUACAUGUACUUUUAUACCCUAAAAUCGACUUCGUAUGUUUAUAAACGCUCUUCUUUAAACUUGCUAAAAUCCCCUUUGGGGAUGAUGUUUGGGGUUUUUUUAAUAUACAAAUGUAUGACUUUCAUUAAUUCAGAAUUAGUAUUUGAUAAUUUUUUCCCAGUUGAAAAAUUAUGGUAACCCAUCGUUGGUGAAAUUGGGUUUAAAAAAUAGAAGUGCUUAACAAAUUGAAAUGUUUGAAUUAAGAUUACUCAAUCGUACCUGUUCAAGCCGCAGGAAGGACAUUUUAAAGGAACAAACUGAAGUUCUGUAUUAGAAGUAAUGGACUUUAUAAAUCCCAGUCAGAAAAAUUUUUAGGGACUUUUCUUCCAUAAUCUCAUUUUUAACAUGAAUUUUUAAAAGUUGUAAACUAGCCAACUGAAUCCCAGUCCUGCAAAUAGCGUCCUGGAGCUGUAGAUUAUAGACAUGAUAAACUGAUGUUCUUUAAACGUGGAUCUGCGAGGAGAUUGUUGUACUGUAUUGUGCUUUUUAGCCUGUUUCCAGAUGUUGAUUAGCAUUGACCAAUAAUGGCCAUUUUGGCUCAAGUUAUUUAUGUAUUUUAAGCCUGUGAAUAUUGCAGCCCCCUUUUAGAUAGGAUGUCUAAAUACACGUUCUGCAGUGAAGCUUUUCAGCUGUCCACAUGUAUAGACUAUUGAAAUACUGUACUGGCACACAUCUGACCGUUGACAUUUUGUACCUUUUCUAAAUCCAAUGUUUCACAAUAAAAUCUUGUCAAAACA